Schizosaccharomyces octosporus yFS286 is the source of this 1596-nucleotide messenger RNA. Its product is annotated as FKBP-type peptidyl-prolyl cis-trans isomerase. The record is from RefSeq and is a predicted model, not a curated record. Gene Ontology annotation, cellular component: nucleolus; chromatin. NCBI's taxonomy places the organism in Eukaryota, Fungi, Ascomycota, Schizosaccharomycetes, Schizosaccharomycetales, Schizosaccharomycetaceae. Gene Ontology annotation, molecular function: macrolide binding; peptidyl-prolyl cis-trans isomerase activity. The transcript has a single exon. Bases 418 to 1464 code for a protein of 348 amino acids.
AUUCUGAGGAAGAUGAAAGAGUAGAAAAUACUCGAAAGAGAUUUAAAAUGCUGCAAUAAAGAGUGUAAAUGUAUGAAGAGUGAAAUCUGUCUACUUAUUUCUUUAUGGUUACGAAAAGGAUUGACUUCUGCGCUUCUCAUUUCCUCAAUUCAAAUCUACGUGUGAUCGUAUGCAGCAGCACGAAGAAUGUAUUUAUAUACUGUUCUUUAAUAAAUAAUAUGAAGAAAUUAUAGGCCUCUUUACUGUUGAAUGAAAUUCACAAAAUCUAUUAUUCGCUUAUAAACAAGCUUGAACUAAGCGACGUAAGGUAUCUUUCAGGAAAUGGAGAAUUUUCACCUUCCCUUUGUACUACAGUGCAAGGACUUAGUAUCUACCGAAUUUAAGAAAAAACAUCGGAAUUAGAUUAUUAAGGGAAAUAUGAGUGUUGAAAGAACUAUUUACAGCGUUAAAAUUGAUAAAGAGCGCGUCCCUCUUUUCGAUGAAGACUUUUAUCAAGGGUUUCGCAGCGAAAUGACCGUUCAAUUUACCAUGGCUGCCCUAGACCCAGCAGGAAAAUCAAAUGAGCCUGUUACUGUCAAGGUGAUUACUCGCCUUCAACAUUCUGAAGAUGAAGGUGAAGGUGAAGAAAAGGAGGACGAAGAAGAACAAUUUGUACUCUGCACUCUCAAGAAAGGAGUCGUUUACCAGCAGCCAAUUGAUCUAGUGUUUUCUCCUGGUGAAGAGGUAUAUUUUGAAAAAACUGGUGGUGCUACAGUCUAUCUAAGCGGCUCUUGCACAGUUACCAAUGUACCUGAAGAUUCCGAGGACAGCGACAUGGAUGAUUAUGAAAGUGGAGAUGACGAGGAUUUUAUCUUUAAUGAUGAUGGUUUGAGUGAAGAUGAGGAUUUUGAUAUAGAUGCUUCUGAGGAUGAAGAUGAAGAAGGUGGUGCUCGCAUUGAAGAAUUAAGAAGUGAUGACGAGGAGCCUGAAGAGAAACAAGAGACUAAAUCGGAAACACCUCAAAAGCAAGACAAUCAAAAUGAAAAGAAACAAGAAAAAACUGACUCGAAAAAACGUCCUUCAGAACAAGCUCCUGAACCGGAAGAAAAGGAGAAAAAGCAAAAGUCAGAGAAACCUGCAAAGACUUAUGCAAAGAAAACAUUAGAAGGAAACGUAGUCAUCCAGGAUAAGGUGAUUGGCAAUGGACCCGCCGCUAAAAAAGGAAAGCGUGUGUCUAUGCGCUACAUUGGUCGUUUGAAAAACGGCAAGGUAUUUGACAAAAACAUCAGCGGUAAACCUUUUGCUUUUAACUUGGGUUUGGAAGAAGUUAUUAGAGGAUGGGAUCUCGGUAUUGCUGGUAUGCAAGUUGGUGGUGAACGUACUUUGAAUAUUCCUUCACUCAUGGCUUAUGGAGCUAAACGUCUCCCUGGAAUCCCUGCCAACUCGGAUUUGAUUUUCGAUGUUAAACUGUUGGCCGUCAACUAAACUUUAGUUACAUUGGGUAAUUUAAUGGAAAAAUAAAAAGGAUAAUAUAAAAUGGGUAUUUUUGGUCGAUAAUGUUCAAUAUGAUUGGUUUUAUCUUUUAUAAUUCACUAAGUACAUGUAAUUAGUAUGAAC